This is a messenger RNA of Closterium sp. NIES-67, 9165 nucleotides long. Lineage: Eukaryota; Viridiplantae; Streptophyta; Zygnematophyceae; Desmidiales; Closteriaceae. The record is from the annotation of a GenBank genome assembly.
GCCUGCCACCUGCCGCUCAGAGAUUCCAGCCUUUGGUCAUCCACGUUUCCGUUCCACCUCUGCUUGUCUUGUCUAAUGUGUUCUAAAAGUACAUCCAUCUACAGCUCGCUCCUGAGGCACUGUGCUGCCCACAGCAGCGGCUUCUCGAUCGUCGUAGGAGUGUUGCUAGGAGUGUUGCGGAUUUAGACCACAACGAGGCGAAACACCGGCGAGUCGGAUCAGUGUUGCGAGACGUGACCGCCCUGAUUAACUAAGGGGAGUCCGCCCAGAUUGUAUGAGAGACCUGAUCGCCCUGAUCACAGUACCGUGUCUCACACCUGCUGCUGUCAACCCACUGGGAGAUUACCUUGUCGAUACGAAUUACUACCGUGAUGUCGCGAAGCGAUCGCGCUGAUCAUCGUCAAGAUACGUGUCGCGCAAAUUAGUGCCGUGACGACACGUGACAUCCAUAAUUUAUUACGAAGAUUUGUUUGGACCAAAAUCGCUGCUGCGCGACUCGCGAAGCCGUUUACCGCGACGCCGGGGUGGGGUGAAAAAUCGAGAUUCAUGUCUCCCCUCGUCCAGGGGCCGCUUUUCGCGUGCCGGCGCGGCGGAAGCCGUGGCGCCUCCGCCAGAACAGGCGGGGCGGCAGCCUACGAGCUGUGCCGCGCGAGCAGCAUGUCGACGGCUAGUACCAGCACGAGCAGCAGCAGCAGCAGCAAAAGCAGCAGCAGCUGCUGCUACGACCGGCGCUGCGCUAACAACCGCGGCGUCCGUCAGGCAGAUGCGAGUAAUUACUGCAAACACCGCCGACUCGGCGCGGCAGCAGCGGCAGAGGCAGCGGCGGCAACGGCCGCGGUUUUCGCCCAACAAGCAGCGGUGCCGCUGCUUGAAGCAGCAACAACAGAGCAGCUCACAACAAUUUCUCCGUCAAUUGCGGUGGCAACAACGCGAAUGAAAGAGAUCGCGCCGCCUCUCACUGUCUUCUCCCGUCGCGUCGCUCACGGCGGCGACGGCGCCGCAGCGACGUCGCAAAUCGAAGCAGGCUGCACCGGGCAGGAGGAAAGCGGUUCCGGAGAAGGUUUCCGGCAAGCAGAAGCCGGCAGAAAGAGCCCGAACUCCGGCGGGGGAUGCGGUGAGGGGAGAAGCGGGAGCGGAGGCGCAACCGGGGGAAGCGGCGGAGGGACCGCUUACUGCAGCAGCAGUGUAGAUUACGAUGAACGCAAUAACGAGGAUGGAGCGUACGGACACGCGAUACCGACAGCGCCAGCGCUCGCGCGGCUUGGGGGCGCAAGCGCGGCCGCAGACGGCUGCGCGGAAAAUUGUAUUGUGCAGUCGCGUCAGACGCCGACGAACGACGAGGCUAGCGUCGGUACGACAGGCGCAGAGGACCCGCGCACGCGGAAUUCGGUUUGCGCCGCCGCUGCGGCCGUCACGGGCGACGCGGGCGACGCAUGCGACGCAGGCUACGGUUGCGACGCAUCGGCUUUGGAUGGCGAAUCUGCGACGGCGACGCGAGCCAACGACGACGGCGCGAUGACUGUUGGGGGAACAUCCAAGCCUCUGCGCGCGCCGACGGCGGUUACAGACGCGGCUUGGGGGACUGGGGGCGUGACAGCCGCGCGGGACGCGGAUUGGAGACUCGGGGGAGCGCGGAGACGCGGAAGAAGUGGAGGAAUCAGCGGCGGGUUGGGGCUCACGUCGUUGGUUGUGUUUCAAGAUCAAUUCUCGCCAAUUAUCUUCUUCUCGAUCCACCUGCACCAGGUUUCACCCGGCCACUUCGAGUCCACUCAGCUCAAUUUCAUCCUCCCUACAAGCUCGCCCGCGCCCGGCUCCCCCGGCGGCCGGCCCGCGUUCACGUGCCUGGCGACGGACACGGAGUCGGAUCGCGACACGUUCCACUGCGCGGGGUCGUCGCUCGCGCUGCGGCACCUGCUCGCGUCGCGCGCGGCGGGGAUCGAGGACGGGUGGCUGCCGUUCCUGGAGUUCCAUGCGGGGGGGAGCGCAAGGGCGGGGCGCGGGGAGGGGGACAGGGAGGGGGAGGGGGACGGGGAGGGGGACGGGGAGGGGGACGGGGAGGGGGACGGGGAGGGGGACGGGGAGGGGGACGGGGAGGGGGACGGGGACGGGGACGGGGAGGGGGACGGGGACGGGGAUGGGGAUCGGGAAGGGGAAGGGAGAAGGGAUGGGGAAGGGGAAAGGGGAGAUGGGGAUGGAUGCGGUGGCACACUUGCUCCAUCUGAUGGGUUGGUGCCCGCAUCUCGUCUGCCGCCCGCUGUCUCUCCCCACGAGUAUGUCUCUCCCUCCCCUCCUUGGCCUCGUACUCUCCCCUCUCCUGUUCCCCCCUCCCCUCCCCAACCUCCCUCCUCUCCCGCCCCUCCCGUCCCGCACCCUUGUCCUCUUGUCAUCGCGUUUCCGCCAUCACGCCCUUCCGCGUGUACCUUCUUCCGUCUGUUCUCACAGCUCCACUGUUCCCCUUCCGUCCUCCUCCACUUCAGCCCCCCUUCCCCGCGCUUUCCCCUUGCGCCGUCUCAUUCCUAUUUUCUCGCUUUGAACACCCCCCCCCCCCACCCCCGCCCUCCCCCCCUCCCUCUCCCCGCGCCACUCAAACAUCACCUCACUCGUUUGUGUUUCUCCCCCCUCUCUCCGUGUCACGUGUUCCCCCGACUCUUAUUACGCCCCUCUUCCCUCCUUCCUCUCCUGCUCCCCCCCUCUUUCUGUCCCAGCAAUCCCGACCUGCACCGAGUGCCGAUGCUACUGCAAGAUCUGCUGCACGUGCACCAAAGCUUGAGCAACGCCUGCUCGGCUGGUCCGUGCGUUUGGGUGCAACCACCGCAUGCUGCUGCUGCUGCUGCUGCUGCUGCUGCUGAUGCUGUUACUGAUGCUGAUGUUGCUGCUGCUGGUGGCGGCAGCGGCAGCGGCAGCGGCAGGGGCAGCGGUGAUGGUGAUGAUGGUGAUGCGGAUGGGGAGGCUGACUAUGCUGCAGCGUCUGACAUUGAUAAUGAUGUUGGCCUUUCUGCUGCUGCACCACCGGCAACUGCUGUCGCUGCUGCAGCUGUUGGGACCACCAGGACUAGCGGUGAUGCUGCAAUGGAGGUGCACGAAUCAGUGCCAGAAGAAGUGCCAGAAGAAGUGCCCGAGACGUCACACGACCAGGCACAGGAGAUGAAAUCACAAGAGGAGAAACAACAAGACGAGACACCAGAGGAGGUUCGGGACGUGAAAUCUAUGACGCACGAUACAGUGUUUGAGGCGCUUCAGGUGUCGCCGCAUGGAGAUAUGGUGAUGGGGGAACAGGAGGUGGUACUUGUGGAGAUACACGAGGAGGCUCGGGAGGAGGCUCGGGAGGAGGCUCAGGAGGAGGUUCGGCAGCACCAUGCGUCAUCUUGUGCCCCGCCUGCGCUUUUCCCCAUGCCUCCCACCCGCCUUACUCCAUCAGCUGCCGAACCUGCUUCUCCUGCUCCCGCCCACCUACCGAACUCUGGUCUAGUCCCUGCCACCGGCACAACUGCAGCCCCUGCUGUUGCCCCUGGUAUUGCCGCUGCUCUGACUGCCCCUGCUGCUGCUGCUGUGGGUGCUAACACAACAACCAGCAUCGUCACCAACACUGCACCGACCAGCGCAGCAACUACCACCGCCACCACCACCGCCACCGCCGGUGCUUCUGCUACUGCUGCUGCUGCUGCUACUGCUGCUGCUGCUACUGCUGCUGCUGCGACUGCCACUGCUACUGCUACUGCUGCUACUGCGACAGCCCUGACCAGCAGCAGCAGCAUCCAUCUCCGUCGCAGUGCCUCCCUCCCAUGCCUAGCCCCCAUCCACCCUCCCGGUGCCCUGUCAACCACCAUGCCCUUCGUCCGAGCCAGCAGCAGCAGCCUCGGCAGCUGCUCGCCCGAGCCUAGCGUGAAGGCUGGGCCCGAGGCUGUGACUCCAGGCUCGGCGGAAGAGCCAUUGCAGAGGAAGAGGAGGCCGCCGAUUGAGAGGAUUGCUCAGCUAGAAAGGAGCCUGGUGAGGAGCCCUAGGAGGAGAUUGUUUCUCCAUGAAAGGAUGGCUGCUGCUGCGGCGGCUGCUGCUGCAGCUGGUGCUGGUGCUGCUGGUGCUGGUGCUGCUGCUGUUGGUGCUGCUGCUGGUGUUUCUGCGACUGGUGUUGUGGCUGGAGCACAGGAGGGGUUCGGAGGCGGAGGCGGAGGCGGAGGUGGAGGAGGCGGAGGAGGCAGAGGAGGAGGAGGGAAUAGAGAAGCCGGAAUAGCUGGUGCUGCUUCGUCGGUCUUCUUCAGCGCUAGCACCCCCUCCUCUGCCAGUCAAGAUACCCAGGCCGGUGCAAGCAGUGCAGGUGGUGCAGGGAGUAUGGCUAUGGUGUCGGGCAGUCUCCUGCGAGCCACGGCUGCUCUCUCCAUGGCCGUCUCUUCUGCUGCUUCCGGCACCGCUGCUGCCUCCGCUGUCGCUGCUGCCAUGCCCUCCCCUCUCGCCUCCACUCCUGUUUCCCGCCUGUCGAUAGGAGCGGUGGGGGGAGGAGGAGGAGGAGCAGGAGGAGCAGCAGGAGCAGCAGGAGUAGCAGGAGGAGCCUGUAUCUAUGCCCUUAAAUCUGCUGCUCCUGCUGCUGCUGCCGCUGCUCCUGCUGCUGCUGCUGCUGCGGCUGAUACACUUGCAGCAGGUGUGUUUGGAGCCCCUCAAAGGCUCGCUGCCGCUGCCCUCGCUCCGUCUGCCUCGUCUCCUGCUGCUGCCGCUGCUGCUGCCACCACGUCCUUUCAGACUGCCGCAGUGUGUGCGCCUGUUGCGCCUUUUGCUCCGUCCCGCAGACCCAAGCCUGCUCCCAAAGGCCGGCGCAGCCGCCCGAGUCUACGGGUGGAAAUUCCCCCGGUCAGGUGGGCUAAUCUGGGGCCGCCCCCACUGCCCUCCGCUCUACCUCCCCCUCUGCAGCAAGUAGUAGCUGGGGGAAUGGAUCCGAAGGAGGCGGGUGAAGGAGGAGGAACAGGGGGGGGAGGAGGAGGUGGAGAGGGAGGAGGGGUUUCGGAGAAGGGAGGAGAUCGGAGAGGGGAGGUGCUGAGAAGGCGAGUGAAGGCCAGAACGCCUGGCGGCUCAGUGCUCCGCGGGGUGGGCAGUGGGAGCGAGUGCGAACGGUGGCUGCGGCCGCAUAAGGAGAGAGGAGGGGGAGAAGGGGAGGGGAGAGUGAGGGGGAAUGGGGAGGCGAUGGACAUCGAGGCUGCUCUAGCAAGUGUGGAAGCGUCUUUGAGGGAAGGAGCGAGGACAGGAGCUUGGGAGAGGAGUGAGGGAUUGAUCCAGUCAGUUUCCACACCACAAGUUGCGAUAGAUGCACCACCACCAGCAGCACCAGCAGCAAUGGGGUUGCAGGCACUGUCAGGAGAAGAAGGGCCACCCCUGCUGUCUCCCCUGGCCCUCCUCUCACCCUCCUCCUUCCUUCUCUCCCCUUCCUUCUCCACCCACUGCCCCCUCUCCCCCUUACACUUCCUCGCAUCCUCUAGGCGUGCCAACGGCUCGCCUCUCAACGGCUCGACUCACAAUGGCUCGGAUAAUUUCGGUGGUGCUGCCAAUACUAACGAGGGAGCUACUAACGAGGAUGCACGUCUCGGUCUCUCGCAUUGUGCGUCCCCUUGCAGAGACAGCAGUGGCUAUAAGAGGAGCCAUGGCGGCAUGAGUACCAAUGGGUUUUUACCCUCUGGCAUUGACAGAGCUGGUGGUUGUGCCGGUGGUGGUGCUGGUGCUGCUGGCACAGCUGCUUCCCUUGAUACCGCAACCGCUGCCGCUGCCGCUGCCACGGCCACUGCCACUGCCGUUUCAACUACUGCCUCUGUCUUUGGCGCCGCUCCUGCUGCCUCUGUACCUGCCGCUUCAGCCUUCUCCCAUCCUGCAUCUUUCAACGCCUCCCGGUCUCUCCCCCAUCCCCCCGCCCAGUUCCUCACCCCCUUCUCUUCCCACUCCCCAUCGUUUUCCGCGCCCCUGCCUGGGCGAGCCAUCUCCCAUGCGGCUCUGGUGCCUCCAAGACCCCUCGUCUUUCCACCCUCAACCACCACUGCUGCUGCUGCUCUCACUCACUCCUCCUCCUCCACUCGUCUCUCCUUCUCCUCCCAACCUUCUCCCUCUCACUCCGCCACUAAUUUCCGACCUCCCCAUCCUGCUUCCUUCCCCACCCCCUCCGUUCCUCCUCCCACCUUCCUGUCAUCCUCAUACCCUCCGUCGUCCUUCCGUCCCCCCUCCCUUCCGCCGUCCUCCCCUCAUUUCUCCUCCCUGCCUCCCUCCCCCUUCCCGUCCACUCUCUCCCCCUCCGCCUUCCCCUCUUCCACAUUCUCCCCCUCCUCUUUUUCUGCUUCGCAGUUCUCCCUCCUCCCCCCUUCCUCCCGCUUCCGUCCCUCCUUCCCCUUCAACACUCGUUCACCAAGCCCAAGCCCACGCGUGGGCUCCCCACACCCUCCCACUCCUCGUCCUCCCCCCUUUUUUGCCAGUGGCGCUGCUGCUGCUAAUGCAGCUGGAGCUGCGUCUGCUGCUGCUUCUGGCGGUGCUGCUGGUUCUGCUUCUGCAAUUGCAGUGGUGGAUUUCCUCGGCCAUGCUCCUGCGGGUGCUAAUCCUAAUGCUUCUGCUGCUGCUGCUGCUGCUGCUGCAGCACUCGCGAUGACUGCUAAUCCCCCUGCUACUAGUCCUGCACUUACUCCUGCUGCUGCAGCAUCGGCUGCUGAUUCUGCUGGUGCAGAUACCGAUGCCGCCACCACCGCCGCCACUGCUGCUGCUGCUGCUGCUGCUGCUGCUGCCGAAGGCAGUGCUUACCUCCCCCUGGCAUCACCUGCGUCUGUUCGCACCACACCUCUGACCUACCCCACACAGCAACAGCUGCUGCUGCUGCAGCGUCAAGCACACGCAGUAGCACAGGCAGAGACAGGCAUAGGCAUGGGAUUUGAUAUGGUUAUGGGCAUGGGUACGGGCCUUGGCAUGGGUUCUACGAUGGUGGAUACCACUGGUUUAGAUGGGCACGUGAGCGUGGGUGGUAAUAUCAAUCCUGGCACGGAUGGGAAUACUGGAACUGACUAUGCUGACGCGGGUAUGCAGCACAGUAUGGACAUGGAGGAGUGCUAUAAGGAGUACAACGAGCAGUAUAAGGAGGAGGGUAACCUGGUGGAUAACGCGGAGAAUAACUGUGGUAACAAUGGUAAUGGGGAAAGAGUGGCGGAGGAGGAGGAGGAGGAGGAGGAGGAAGAAGAGGAGGAGGAAGAUGCGGAGGAGAGUGUGCAUGGUGCUUCUAACUUCGUCAGCUUGCUUCUGUCCAGCUGCCCAAUCGAUAUAGACAUGAUGCACAUGCUCCCCUUGUACAACCCUCCUCCUCCUCCUCCUCCUGCUACUGCUACUGCUACUGCUACUGCUACUGAUACUGAUGCUGAGAAUGCUGCUGGUGAUGUCACUGCUGCAGUUGCUGCUACUGCUGCAGCAGCGGCUGCUGGUGCUGGUGCCGUUGGUGCGGAUGGAACCUUCUCUUCUCCUUCCUCCUCCUCUUAUCUCUCCACCUCCCCUUCUACAACCAACGCCACCGGCACGGCCGCCGUUGCUGGGUUCGAUUCUGCUGCGGAUGUUUCUGUGCACGGUAACUGUCUUUAUGCGCUAACGCAGGGCUUGGGACCCCAGAAUCCCAUGGAGCAGAGCCUCAAUGCCAUGUUUGCUGCUGCAGGAGCAGCGGGUGGGGGUUGGGGAGGAGAGGAGGAGAGGGGGAGAGGAGUUGUGGUGGUUGGUGGGGGAGUGGUGGGGGAAGGAGCGCAAGGAGAGGAGAUUGAGGGACACGAGUCCAUGGUCAAGGAGGAAAUUCUCUCACCAGCAGCCGCAGCAGCGGCUGCAGCAGGAGCAGGAUUUUCUGGCAUCGAUGUGAAGCAAGCCCUUGUCAAGUGGGAGGGAGACAUUGCUGCUUCUGAGAAUCACCAGCAGCAACAGCAAGAAGCGAGUCCUUUGGAGGGAAAACUCCAGGGCCAAUUCCAAGGGAGAGAGCUCCAGGUGAAUUUUCAGGUGGGGGAGAAGAUGGAGGGGUUGGAGGUGGUGGAGAUACCUGGAGUCAGAGGGGCAAUUGGAGGUGCUGCUGCUGCCGCUGAUGCUGCCCCUGGUGCUGCUGCUGCUGCUGCUGCUGCUGGCGGCAGGGAGGGAGGUGCAGGGAAUGAGGCGGGAGGGAGCGCGGCGAUUGAAGGGGUACUGCGACGGUCUCUGCGCUCGCCUUCUGAGCGGCUGAACGAGAUGCAGCUCGACGAGCUGUCGCAGUAUUUCCGCUUGAGCAUUCAGCACGCCGCCCGUGUGCUGGGCGUGGGGCUGACAGUGCUCAAGAAGCGCUGCCGGGAGCUGGGCAUACAGCGCUGGCCGCACCGUAAGCUCAAGUCCCUCGACAACCUUAUAGAGAACAUGAAGGAGAUCCAUGGUCCCAUGGCAGCAGAAACAGUGGAGCAGCUCGAAGCGAAGAAGGAGCUGCUAGGCAAAGACCCCAAGCAGGUGCUGGACCCACGCAUCAAGACCCUCCGGCAGGUGUACUUUAAGGCCAGCUACAAGCGGAGGAAGGCGCACACGGGGUCGUCACUCAAGGCGCUGCAGGGCGAGAUGGUGGCUCAGGGGGGGGUGUGUGGGGGCGGGGAGAUGGGAAGGGGAGUGGGGGGAGGGGUGGGAGGAGGGGUGGGAGUGGGGAACGGGGGAGGGAGUGGGGAGGAACAGGUGGGGGAGGGGAUGGGUGAGGGAGGGGGAGAGUGUGGGAUGGAGAUGUGAUGGGGGUGGGAAGGAGAAGGAGAUGGUAGAGGAGUGUGUGUAUGGGUGCAUGCAUGUGUGUGUGCUUGUGCACGUGUGCCAAAGCAUCUUUGUAUGGCUUGGUGAGUGUGUGUGUGUGUGUGUGUGUGUGUGGGCAUGUGUGUAAAAGUGCGUGUGCACCCCGGUGCAGUGCAACUCGUUAAUCUAACUGUUUGCGCAGCUGCUUUUGUUGCAAAGCUUCUACUGUGUGCCAAUGUCCCUGUCUAAGCCAUGUCAUGUCACAAAGCCCUCCCACUCGGUGCGGGUUGCUUCACUAAUCACCCGCACCGUUGUGUCUGGAGCGUAAUGUUAGAGUAGCGGGAAAGUUGUGACUAAGGGAAAAUGUCGAGGGAUACAAAACUAGGGCUGUACUUGUAAGAACUAAGCUAUCUAGGCUAUAAACAAAUAUGACAUAGCUAAUCUAUGUAA